CAGCAUAGCUACCACAUGGUUUACAUCCAACGAAAUGGGUCACAAACGGCCAUCUCUCAUCACCCAAUCCUGGGUGAUACUUCUCUACCAUCUCCUCAUAUCUAUCAACCAAACCUUCCCAAAACCCGUGCAAAUAGUAUUGAUUCUCCACAAACACUUUCUCCAUCCAUGUAUCUUUCUGAGAAAGCAGAAGAUAGAUCAAUGCUGACUGAUCGUCUGCCUCAAAAGCUGGUCUGCCUUUCAGAUAAGCCGUCAAUACCUUCCCAGCCUCAUCACGAAUUGGCCCUUUAGGUCCCAUAGGCGCCCAAGCAUCUAACAAAUCCAAAGACCACUGACAGUUCCUCAGCAGAAAACUACCAGUGUUCAAAGCAAUCCAAGACUUCUGAUCGAAGAGCAAGUCAGGAUAACCGUGAAUGACAA
Camelina sativa (false flax) is the source of this 420-nucleotide messenger RNA. The record is from RefSeq and is a predicted model, not a curated record. Lineage: Eukaryota; Viridiplantae; Streptophyta; Magnoliopsida; Brassicales; Brassicaceae.